Molecule: messenger RNA, 1266 nt
Organism: Torulaspora globosa
Lineage: Eukaryota; Fungi; Ascomycota; Saccharomycetes; Saccharomycetales; Saccharomycetaceae
Gene: HAT1
Product: histone acetyltransferase catalytic subunit HAT1
Exons: 1
Coding region: 1-1266 (421 amino acids)
Biological process (GO): subtelomeric heterochromatin formation
Cellular component (GO): nucleus
Molecular function (GO): histone binding; histone H4 acetyltransferase activity
Source: RefSeq, a predicted model, not a curated record
AUGAUCUUUAAUCCAAUCAUCGGGUCAAACAAGUAUCCAUAUAUGAAAAUAACGAUGAUGAAUGCCAAUGCUGUAGUGGCAGGAUCCAACGACACCAUGUCAAUCGCAGAUUUUCAGCCCGCAAUAUGGACUAGUUCAUCUAAUAGUGCCUUGAAAAUAUCAUUAGUAAGCGAUAAUGCUAUCCAAUUCUCACCUGUUUUCACAUAUCCAAUUUACGGCGAUUCCGAGCAGAUAUAUGGCUAUCAAGAUCUGGUAAUCCACCUAGCGUUUGAUUCAGUCACGUUCAAGCCGUUUGUGAACGUGAAGUAUAGCGCAAAACUCGAUGAAGGACGUGACGAUGUGGAGGGAAGGCUUCUAAGCUUCUUACCUAAGGAUGAUGUUGUCUUGAAGGACGAGGCCAAAUGGGUUGACUGCUUUCAAAAAGAACAGGAAACCUACAAAUUGCCGCCUCAAGAUUGUUUAAUUGAUGAAUAUCUUCUGGAUGGAGAGGCUUUCGCUGUAUAUCGGACCAAAGUAACAGAUCCUUCUACCAAAGAGCUGCACCGUCGGAUCCAAAUAUUCUCACUUUUGUUCAUCGAAGCGGCAUCAUACAUCGAUCAAGAUGAUCCCAAUUGGGAGAUUUUUUGGUUGUUUAGCAAGGACCACAAGCAGUGCAUUGGUUAUGUGACUACAUACAAGUUGUGGCAUUACACAGGAUCAGCCAGUUUUGAUCAACCAGAAAAUAUAAAGUACCGAGCACGGAUUUCUCAGUUCAUCAUUUUGCCUCCGUACCAAGGCAAAGGCCAUGGAUCACAUUUAUACGAGGCACUGUUUUCUCAUUGGAUUAAGGACGACAGCGUAACAGAAGUUACGGUCGAAGACCCUAAUGAGAACUUCGAUGACCUUCGGGACCGUAAGGAUUUACAGCGCCUGUAUGAAAAUCGUUUUUUCAAUCAAGUGGCUAAAGAUGGCGAAGUUUCUCAGGAGUGGAUUGAAAGUAAUCGGAUGAGAUACAAAAUAGAAAAACGGCAGUUCAACCGUUUAGUAGAGAUGAUUAUGAUGCAUAAUAAUUCCCCUCAAUUUCGGUUGCAGGUAAAGAGACGCCUUUAUAUCAAAAACUAUGACAGCCUGAUAGAUAUGCCUGAGUCAGAGCGUAAGGAUGCCCUUCAAAAGUCCUUUUUGCUACUAGCAGACGACUACAAGCGAAUCGUUGCCAAAUGCAAAUUUAGCAAGCGAGCAACUGAAUCUGAUAACCAGAACCCUUGCGCGAAGAAAAUCAAAGGCUGA